Molecule: messenger RNA, 2284 nt
Organism: Theobroma cacao (cacao)
Lineage: Eukaryota; Viridiplantae; Streptophyta; Magnoliopsida; Malvales; Malvaceae
Gene: FKF1
Product: flavin-binding, kelch repeat, f box 1
Biological process (GO): response to blue light; circadian rhythm
Cellular component (GO): cytosol; SCF ubiquitin ligase complex; nucleus
Molecular function (GO): protein binding
Source: RefSeq, a predicted model, not a curated record
GCCCACACUUUCACACUCCUAUAGAAACAGAAAAAACCAAAAAAUAAGAAAGAAAAGAAAAAAGAAGCAAAUGUCUAAUGCAGAAGAAGUGAUGCAAAGCAGUGGAAAACGGCAGAGAUUUUCUAAAGUUGAAGAAGAAAAACGACGAGAAAUGGAAGAAGAGGAAGAUGAAGAUGAAAACGACGACGGCGAAGAUGAGGAAGAGAGCGAGCUUCCUUUAAAGCCAGGCCUGCUGUUUUUCCCUACAACUCCGACUUCUUUCGUUGUUUCCGAUGCGCUUGAGCCCGAUUUCCCCAUUAUUUAUGUCAACAAAGUCUUCGAGGUUUUCACCGGUUAUCGAGCCGACGAAGUCCUUGGUCGGAACUGUCGGUUCUUACAGUAUAGAGACCCGCGUGCUCAAAGACGGCACCCUUUGGUAGAUCCUUUUGUUGUGUCUGAGAUCCGAAGAUGUCUUGAGGAAGGUAUUGUAUUCCAAGGUGAGCUUCUGAAUUUCAGGAAGGAUGGUACUCCGUUAGUGAACAGACUGAAACUUGCACCUAUUCAUGAUGAUGAUCGAACAGUCACACACAUUAUUGGUAUUCAAGUGUUUUCUGAAGCAAAAAUAGAUCUGAACCAUGUAUCAUAUCCGGUUUUCAAAGAGGCUUGUAAUCAGCAGUUGGAUCAGUCAGCUAAAUACUCUCAUUUGAGCGAAAAUCCACCAUUCAGCCAGCAUCAAGAAAUAUGUGGGAUACUCCAACUCUCUGAUGAAGUCUUGGCUCAUAACAUUUUAUCACGUUUGACGCCAAGGGAUGUUGCAUCUAUCGGGUCUGUCUGCAGAAGGGUACGCCAACUAACAAAGAAUGAGCAUGUGAGGAAGAUGGUAUGCCAAAAUGCCUGGGGAAGAGAAGUCACUGGUACAUUAGAAAUGAUGACUAAGAAGUUGGGGUGGGGACGUCUUGCCAGAGAACUGACCACUCUUGAGGCAGUUUGUUGGAGGAAAUUGACUGUUGGAGGAUCGGUGGAGCCUUCACGUUGCAACUUUAGUGCAUGUGCAGCAGGGAACCGUCUUGUGCUUUUUGGAGGUGAGGGAGUCAACAUGCAACCAAUGGAUGACACAUUUGUUCUCAAUCUUGACGCUGCAAAUCCAGAGUGGCAGCGGGUGAGUGUGGAAUCAUCCCCACCAGGGCGCUGGGGCCACACUCUCUCGUGCCUGAAUGGUUCAUGGUUGGUGGUAUUUGGGGGAUGCGGAAGGCAAGGAUUGCUCAAUGAUGUUUUUGUUCUUGACUUGGAUGCCAAACAGCCUACAUGGAAAGAAGUUUCUGGUGGAACUCCUCCGCUCCCUAGAUCAUGGCAUAGCUCUUGCACAAUAGAUGGCUCUAAGUUGGUUGUGUCUGGUGGGUGCACAGACGCUGGGGUGCUUCUCAGUGAUACAUUUCUUUUGGAUCUCACGACUGACAAGCCAAAGUGGAAAGAGAUACCAACAUCAUGGGCACCUCCAUCUAGGUUGGGCCAAUCACUUUCGGUUUAUGGUCGUACUAAAAUUCUUAUGUUUGGGGGGCUUGCAAAGAGUGGGAACUUGCGAUUGCGAUCAGGUGAAGCCUACACCAUUGAUUUGGAGGAUGAAGAACCACAUUGGAGGCAACUGGACUUUAGUGCCUUCACCAGCCUUGGCAGCCAAAGUGCUGUGGUACCUCCUCCUAGACUUGAUCAUGUUGCUGUAAGCAUGCCUUGUGGGAGGAUAAUUAUAUUUGGUGGUUCCAUUGCUGGGUUGCACUCUCCUUCUCAGCUUUUCCUUCUGGAUCCUUCAGAGGAGAAACCAUCAUGGAGGACUCUCAAUGUUCCUGGGCAACCACCAAAAUUUGCCUGGGGUCAUAGUACCUGUGUGGUUGGAGGGACUAGGGUCCUGGUAUUGGGUGGACACACUGGUGAGGAGUGGAUACUCAACGAGUUGCAUGAGUUGUGCUUAGCAAGCAGGCAGGACUCAGACUCAUGAUUCAAAACGGACUCAUCAGCAUUACGAAGACAACCGUGGAAGAAAUUUUUUCUUUACAAGCACUCACUGAGGUCAUUUCUUCCGCAUUGUUUACUCAGACUCCUAUUUUUGACAUGUUUGGCCUGGUGCAUUGUGUUUUUGUUCAGAUUGUGUCACUGUAUAAAUGUCCCUUCUUAGUGUCUGUUCUGGUUGUACAAUGUAAACAUAAUAGUGAGUGUAUAUUCAGUGUUUGUGAUCCGACUAAAUAAGUGUUGUGACUCUUUUUGUAGGUUAGAUAUCUUAUAUAUCAAAAUGCCAAUAGCUUGGGUAUGA